AUGGAGCUAGGUCGUGAUUCUGAUACUGGCGGUCAGAUUAAAUAUGUUGUAGAACUUGCUCGAGCACUGGCUACGAUGCCAGGUGUAUAUAGGGUUGAUCUGUUUACCCGACAAGUUUCCUCACCUGAAGUAGAUUGGAGUUAUGGUGAGCCGACAGAGAUGCUUAGUACGGGUUCAGAUGAUGCGGAUGGUGCUGGUCUCGGUGAAAGCAGCGGGGCCUACAUUGUAAGAAUACCCUUUGGUCCUCGGGACAAGUAUCUUCCAAAAGAACUAUUGUGGCCUCAUGUUCAGGAAUUUGUUGAUAGAGCACUGGGUCACAUUCUUAAUAUGUCAAAGGCUUUGGGCGAAGAAAUCGGUGGAGGACAGCCCGUCUGGCCAUAUGUUAUUCAUGGCCAUUAUGCAGAUGCAGGUGAUGCGGCCGCUCUCCUUUCGGGUGCAUUAAAUGUCCCAAUGGUUUUAACAGGACACUCAUUGGGCAGAAACAAGCUAGAACAACUUCUAAAGCAAGGAAGACAAUCAAAAGAGGAUAUUAAUUCAACAUAUCGGAUUAUGAGAAGGAUAGAAGCCGAAGAGCUUUCUUUAGAUACUGCAGAGCUUGUUAUCACGAGCACUAAGCAUGAGAUUGAAGAACAAUGA
This is a messenger RNA of Fraxinus pennsylvanica, 636 nucleotides long. Lineage: Eukaryota; Viridiplantae; Streptophyta; Magnoliopsida; Lamiales; Oleaceae. The record is from the annotation of a GenBank genome assembly.